This is a messenger RNA of Nicotiana tabacum (common tobacco), 1157 nucleotides long. The record is from RefSeq and is a predicted model, not a curated record. Lineage: Eukaryota; Viridiplantae; Streptophyta; Magnoliopsida; Solanales; Solanaceae.
AUCUUUGAUUCUUGGAUGCUAAUAUCUUUGCAGUUGCGAGAUUGGCUGGACUUAUCGCUCAACCAUUCAGUGCCAUCUUCUUUGUUAAUCCUUUCUAGAGCCUUCACAGUAUCAGGCAAAGUAAAACCAGAGGAAGCUGUUCAAGCUACACUUUCAUCACUGCCAGAUGAGGUGGUGGACACUGUCCAAGUUACAUCUAUGCCAUCUGAAGAUUCUCUUGCUGAAAGGAAGAGAAAGCUUGAGUUCUUAGAAAUGGAAGAAGAGCUCAUCAAGGAGGAGGAAGAGGAAGAAGAAGAAGAGCAGGCUAAGAUGAAAGAAAAGCAGAAGGAUGUAGCUUUGGAAGAGAUGACUCUUGCAACAGCUAAAGAAGCAGAAGAACUAAAGAAAACCAAAACUUUGGAUCAACAAGAGCAGCUUUGUGAGCUUAGUCGUGCAUUGGCUGUUUUAGCAUCGGCUUCGUCUGUAAGCCUGGAGCGUCAUGAGUUUUUGAGACUUGUCAAGAAAGAGAUAGAGUUGUACAAUAGCAUGGUGGAUAAAGGGGGCCCUGAAGGUGAAGAAGAAGCCCGAAAGGCAUAUAAAGCUGCUAGGGAGGAAGACACUGACCGCAAUAAAGAACGGACUGUGGACGAUAAAGUUUCAUCUGCACUUAUUAACAGGGUUGAUGUAAUGCUCCAAAAACUUGAAAAGGAAAUUGAUGAUGUGGAUGCCAAGAUUGGUAAUCGUUGGCGGUUACUGGAUAGGGAUUAUGACGGAAAAGUCACUCCAGAGGAGGUGGCAUCUGCUGCUGCAUACCUCAAGGAUACAUUGGCUAAGGAGGGCAUUCAGGAGCUCAUAGCCAACCUUUCCAAGGACAGAGAAGGGAAAAUCCUCGUCCAAGAUCUGGUGAAGUUGGCCAGUGAAAUAGAAGAUGCUGAAGAGGAAACAACAGAAGAGGAAAAAGCUCAAAAGUAAGGCAAUACAGCAAUAAUUUUGAUCAAUUUAGUGCUAUUCAUUUAGUCUCCAACCUUUCACUUUAUACUAAUAUGCUCCUUAUGUGGGCGCUUAUGGUUGAAUUUGGGUGGUUGAUAAAACAGUUCAGAUCCAAUUCACAAAAACUAAAAUGUGUAUGGAUAUGACUGUCAACACUUAAAUAUCUCCCUCUUACCCCCCCCCCCCCC